CGUCGGUGGAAAAUAAUGUAUCUCGUCUUAGGGGAAUUACAUUCCUGGAAAGGGGAGGAUGUGUGAGUGUCCGUGUGCGGUUGCACGGCACUUUGAUGAAAUCACACGCGCUUUCCGAAGAGCAAUAGAUACGGAAGAGGACAGGAGCUUUGAGGGAGCAGUCUACAGACAGCACCACAGGAGCAUUAGGUUGACAGUGCUCCAUUGAUCGAGGACCAAAAUGGAUGUUUUUAUGAAAGGAUUGUCCAAAGCGAAGGAAGGAGUGGCUGCUGCAGCUGAGAAAACCAAGCAGGGAGUAGCAGAGGCGGCAGAAAAAACUAAAGAGGGGGUUCUCUACGUUGGGUCUAAAACCAAAGAAGGCGUUUCAAGCGUCGUUUCAGUGGCUGAGAAGACAAAGGAGCAGGCCUCUUUGGUGGGUGGUGCAGUUAUCACAGGGGUCUCAGCUGUGGCUCAGAAGACAGUGGAUGGAGCUGGAAACAUUGCAGCAGCCACUGGUCUGGUGAAAAAGGAUGACUUCCCAUCUGAAAUAAAGCCUGAAGAGUUUGGGCAAGAAGCUGUUGAAGAAAUCUUAGGGGAAACUACAAUGGAACCAGAAGGUGAAAUUGAACCUGAAGCAUAUGAAGAGGCUCCACAGGGGCAGUAUGAAGAAUAUGAAGCAGAGGCAUGAAGUACAAUAUGACCAAGAAUAUAAAAAGAAAAAUUGGUGUAAAACAAUUACUCUAAUUGUCUUCUGUUGAUCCAAUGAUUUCUUAUCUUUUUGUUAUUUUGUUAUACAGUGUAAAAGGAUCCUUUGUUAGUCAUACUGUUGUUAUAAAAUUUUAUCUGAUAUGGCUCAUUUCAUUGACUUCCUCCCACUGAAAUGAGACCUUGACUUUGUAGAGAUGACAUUGUUUGUGAACUGUUUCUAUGUAAGAUUUCAUGUGUUUAAGAAGGACAAAUACUAUUGCUAACUUCAAGUUUGAACUUCAAAUUAAAUAGCUAUCUAGCUGUACAUUGCUUGUUUGUGACUAAGUAUUUCAUAUUGACUGAUUUUUUAUACAUUGUUUUACUUGAAUGUUGUUUUAUCGUAACCACCAAAUAUGAACUAAGUAGAAUCUUUAUUAUAAUGAAUUGUGGUAUAAAAGUGUCCAGGUGAGUCACAAAUCAAACAAAUUGAACAAGAGAUGUCUUUGCGCUGAUAAGAAUGCCCACCUGUAAAUAAAAUUAUAGAAUUACAA
Pristis pectinata (smalltooth sawfish) is the source of this 1217-nucleotide messenger RNA. It is a transcript of the gene sncb, whose product is annotated as synuclein, beta. The transcript has 6 exons. Gene Ontology annotation, cellular component: cytoplasm; axon terminus; neuronal cell body. Gene Ontology annotation, biological process: synaptic vesicle endocytosis; chemical synaptic transmission; synapse organization. Gene Ontology annotation, molecular function: cuprous ion binding. The record is from RefSeq and is a predicted model, not a curated record. NCBI's taxonomy places the organism in Eukaryota, Metazoa, Chordata, Chondrichthyes, Rhinopristiformes, Pristidae. The coding region runs from base 221 to 667 and encodes 148 amino acids.